AUGGCUGACCAGUCUGGAUCUGCAAACACCUCCAUCGCCGAUAAGGGAAAGGGCAAAGGCGCUGCUGAGCCUGAGAAUGAUACCACCAUGGAGGUUGAUGACAGCUCCAGCGACGAGGACGUCGAAGUUGAUGAGGAUGAUGUAGUUGAGGAGCAAGACGACGAGAUGGCAGCUAUCGACAGAACCAACAUCAUUGAGUCUGGCCGCCGCACUCGUGGUGUUAAGAUCGACUACGCCAAGGCAGCCGAGGAGAUGAAGGCUGCUGGUGAGAUGGACGAGGACUCCGAUGAUGAUGGAGACUUCGAGGAGCCUCCACAGGACUCCGAUGCUGAGAUGAAGGACAAGUAG
Molecule: messenger RNA, 348 nt
Organism: Cadophora gregata
Lineage: Eukaryota; Fungi; Ascomycota; Leotiomycetes; Helotiales; Ploettnerulaceae
Exons: 3
Coding region: 1-348 (115 amino acids)
Source: RefSeq, a predicted model, not a curated record